Molecule: messenger RNA, 1870 nt
Organism: Ceratosolen solmsi marchali
Lineage: Eukaryota; Metazoa; Arthropoda; Insecta; Hymenoptera; Agaonidae
Gene: Eaf
Product: ELL-associated factor
Exons: 5
Coding region: 165-1190 (341 amino acids)
Biological process (GO): transcription elongation by RNA polymerase II
Cellular component (GO): super elongation complex
Molecular function (GO): transcription elongation factor activity
Source: RefSeq, a predicted model, not a curated record
GAGCGCGCGAUCCACGAGAGAGUGUGAUGAAACCGUCUGCUAGGAAGGAAAAUUGGAACAGCUGUUACUGAAAAAUGUGAAAAGCCCGACCGUGUCCGUUUAGGAGGCCGUCCAGCUAUUUGCACUCCUUUGAGCAAGGCUUAAGCUCUCUAAGCUCCGUGUUAAUGAAGUCUAUCUCAGGAACGCACGAAGCUAACUUGAACGGUGUGGCCUGUGAUAUGGCUGAGAAGCUUGGCCUCAGACCCGGGGUCCGGGAGCUCAAACUCGGGCCAACGUUCACCAGCGACAAGUCCACGGCUUUUCACACCUUGAAAUAUGAUUUCAAACCAGCGAGUGUGGAUGUAUCAAAAAUGGCAACGGUCGACGUUGGAACCAAUAACACAAUGACAGUAACGGUGCCGCAUUUAGACGGUGCUGGUAUUCCACACACAGUAUUUAAAGGUUCUCAAAGACCGUAUCACAAGGAAUGUGUUCUUAUAAUCGAUAGAAAUACAGGAGAAAUCACUUUGGAAAGGUUAUCUUCGAAUAUACAAGUUAAAAAGACGAGGUCAGAGACGAAAUCCCAACCUUUUUUAUCGAUUCCUAAUUCAAAUCCUGGAAUCAGACCUAUCACUCCCAUUGAAACGAGAAGAAGUCCAACCGACGGAAGAACAAAGAGUAGAACUAAAGUAACUAGUGGAAAGAAAAGGGAGCCCAGUCAUCAAUUACGUCCUAAGCAUAGCCCUCCACGUGCCUCUUAUCAUGGAAAAAGCCCUCCAACUACGAAUUUACCUACCAGUACUAGUUCUUCGGCCAUGCCUUCUUUAAUGCAGUCAACAUUGGCGAGCCUUCCCAUGAUAAGCGAACACGACGAUUUUAAUCUUUCGUCACCUCCAGCUCAUUCUACCGUAUCUACAUCUACAUCACAUUCGACAGCCCCUCCAAGAACUAUUUCCCCAGCUGUGAUUGAGAAAUCAUUCGUUAAAACUCCUAUUUUAGAUAAUGACGUGGGGAUUCUAAGUGAUUCCAGUACUAGUGGUUCAAGUUCUGAUAGUUCUGAUAGCGAAUCGGAACCAGAAAAAACGAUACAACUUCCGAAAAUUAAUGGACAUGCGACAAAUGGUACGACAAUGUCUCCAUCGUUAUCUAUGCCAGACAACUUAUUAAAUGAAGAUUUACAACUCUCAGAAUCGGAGUCGGAUAGUGAUUAAUAAAUUGAUACACAUUCCGAAAGACUUGUAAAAAGGAUGCCAAGUUUUAGUUUAAACUUAAACAAUAUUAUAAUUUGUUCCGUAAAUUAACGUAAUUUCUUUGCAAAUGUCUUUCAUAAUGGAGUAUCUGCUUUUUGCGCAACAUUACCGAACGAAAGUAGAUCGUUCGAAAAUGUUAUUUUCUAUAGUACUCGUAUAGUGAUAUUUCAUUUUGUUUUGUCUGGAUCACUUUAUGUGUUGUCGAGACGACGUGAUGUAAGCCAUAACGCUUUCUUUUAUAAUCUCAUGAAAAUAUAUAUACAAAGAACUAAUUGAUUAUAAAGGAAAAAGGUGAAAAAUGAGAAGAACAUAUGAGAUCUUUUCAAACUGCACGAUAUGUACUUUAGUUUUUAUUGCAAUAAUGAAUGAACGACAGCUUGUUUCUUCCUUGUUAAAUAAGGGUGUCGUGAUAAGGAAACAAUUGGCGAAUAUGCCAGAAAGUGUAUAGGGUAAUAGGGCUUUUAUAAUGAUUAAUUGUUAUUUUAAAUUCAUAUGCUACGUUCUUGAGUGAGCCGAGCCUUUAAAACGAGAGAUAAAGGUUUAGCCAUUUUGUCAUGUUCAUAUUUCGUUUGCUGGGUACUUGUUUAAAAUAGUUUAACCCAAAAAAAAAAAAAUCUGAAAAAGUAUUUUUAUACACUUUA